Molecule: messenger RNA, 1894 nt
Organism: Colletotrichum godetiae
Lineage: Eukaryota; Fungi; Ascomycota; Sordariomycetes; Glomerellales; Glomerellaceae
Exons: 3
Coding region: 181-1509 (442 amino acids)
Cellular component (GO): cytoplasm
Molecular function (GO): electron-transferring-flavoprotein dehydrogenase activity; flavin adenine dinucleotide binding
Source: RefSeq, a predicted model, not a curated record
CGUCCGCCGAAUGGCAGCACGCUACUAAACGAGACCGGUUCCCGUUUUGAUCUAAUCAGAUGCAUCUGAUAAGUAUUGAGACCACCCGCCUAAUCAGAUCCUGUCAAUAAUCAUUGUACCACACCUCCCUUGACCCUUUGCCCCUAACAAACCCGCGGACUCCGGUUGUUGCCGUCGAAGAUGGACAAAAUUAGGAAGGUCGUCCUUUUCGUGAGACUUGUAGGAUACUCGCUACGGCUUUAUGCGGACUUUUUCUCCCGAUCUUACACGACCAAGAAGCUCCACGCCGGUCCCGCAUCGAAGAAUGGCGAACCGAUCAACAUCGUAGUCAUCGGCGCUUCUUUUGCCGGAUACCAUGCUGCUAGAGUAAUUGCAACCUCUCUUCCCGCAGAUGGUCCGUACCGACUUAUUAUUGUCGAGCCUAAUCAACAUUGGCAAUUCACCUGGACGUUGCCACGCUUCUGUGUCGUUGAGGGACACGAGCACAAGACAUUCAUCCCCUAUGGCCCCUAUUUGCCAGCGGGCUCGGAGAAGAUUGUACGAUGGGUUCACGAUCGCGUCUCCACGAUUACCGAGAACACGGUGACAAUCCAAGGCACAGGAGAGAAGAUUCCAUACUCGUACAUGGUCAUCGCAACUGGAUCAGGCGUUGGAAUGUCGUUGCCGUCAAGGGUAGGCUCAACAGACAAAGUCGAAGGAACCAAGCUGCUGCAAGGUUUCCAGCAACGCAUCAAAGCCGCCAAGAAUCUUAUUGUCGUUGGUGGAGGAGCUGCAGGUGUCGAGCUCGCCGCGGAUGCCAAAGACCAGUAUUCGGAUAAGACCGUCACCUUGAUCCACUCGAGAGACGCAGUCAUGAACCGCUUCGGUCAUGACUUGCAGGCUAAAGCUCUCGCGGGGUUGAAGGACCUCGGAGUUGAAGUCAUACUCGGAGAACGGACAACAUCCGAAGAGCCUGUAGAUGGCUUCGUCACACUUCGCUCCGGGCGAAAAGUCGAAUGCGAUUUCAUGGUGAACGCUACUGGCCAGCAGCCUUCCUCUCAACUCAUCAGCGACUUUGUCCCUGGGGCGAUCGCAAAGUCAGGCCGUAUCAAGGUCAAGUCAACAAUGCAAAUCGACAUCGAUUCACUACCGCACAUUUACGUAUGUGGCGAUGUUGCCGAGGCCGGCGUCACCAACCCCAAUGCCCGAGCCGCUAUGAAGCAAGCCAUCUACGCCGCCGACAACCUCGUUCUCUCUCUUCAGUCAAAGACGCCUUCCAACAUUUACGAGCACUACUGGGCUGAUGGAGUCAUCAAGUUGACGCUAGGUCUUCACAAAUCUAUCACUGCUUUCGGGAUCGGGGACACAGAACUGCUCUUCCGCGGGAAAGAGAAGGAGAUCACGCUCAUGAUUGAGCGUGCUUGGACAAAUAUGGGAGCUAAGCCUUACGAAGAUAAGGAGUAUGAAACGGGAAGAGCACAAACCAGUGUCGCGGAUAAGGCUCUCGAGGUGACCAACGAAACGGUGUAAUAGUCGACAGCUAGAGCGGUUGGUCGUCACUGAUCAGGGCUUAAUCGUCUUGUGUCUAUAAAUGGAACGAGAGGCUCUUUCAAAGUUUAAAGCUAGAGGAUGCAAGUACCGAUACCAUCUCUGAUGCUUCGGUGACAUGGUUUGAUCAGACUCAUGGGCUCCGCCUGUGCAUGAUACUGUACUCCGUUUGGUAUGGAGUCUCCCACAUUCCGGGUGGGACAAGACCGAAGCCCUGCCUGUUACCAGGUCCUAGGUUACAACCCGCGGCCCGCAUAUCCCAUCGGCUUCAGCAGGCCUGCAGAUCUGCCGGUCGUGCAAAAGCUAACGGCACUAGCAUGUACUUUGGGGAUCAUGUCGAAUACAGAAAAGCCUAAUCAAACCUCUC